Molecule: messenger RNA, 1895 nt
Organism: Bipolaris sorokiniana ND90Pr
Lineage: Eukaryota; Fungi; Ascomycota; Dothideomycetes; Pleosporales; Pleosporaceae
Exons: 1
Coding region: 222-1661 (479 amino acids)
Molecular function (GO): N-acetyltransferase activity
Source: RefSeq, a predicted model, not a curated record
GAUCCUAUUGUUCGAGUUAUGUUGAGGGACAUUAUGAUGUUCAUAACACGAUAGCAGCGCUAAUCCGAAGUAGAGAUCCCUUUCAUCUUUGCAUAGAUUGGACAAAUAGCAGCAGAGGCCUUGGCAGGCAUCGAGAUUGCAUUCGUCUGCAGGAGAACUCCUGAGUGGUUUUAUAUGCAGCUAAAGCUGCAGUCAGGGGGAAAAUAUACGCGAGAAUUGCAAUGUUGGAUCUGAGGAGCCUCGAAAAAUUACGCCCAUGCGGCAGACUGGAGACGUUUAGUACAACACGACACCACCUGGGCUUCUACAAAAAUGUAGGUUUCACUGCAGAAUACGGAACUCAAGGAAAUUUGGAAAUGCCACUCGAAAGCCAGGUCUACAUCGCGCUACGCCAUGUCAUUGCUCAGCACCCGGCUCUAAGCGCCAUUGCUCUCAACGAAGACCAAUCCUACCCAGACGUAUACUUCGCACGGUUACCCGAAAUCGAUCUUCGCACUUGUACAGAAUUUCACAAUCGCAAGUGCCCAUUCCCUGAAGAUGGAGAGGCCGACGAUGAGCUUGACGAACUGCUAGCACAACAGCACAGCCGCGACUUCAAGGAAAACCUGGGAAGUAGGCCUUUUUGGCGUUUGCUCGUGACGAGAUUGUCACCCGAUACAUGUAGAUUCACUGCGACAUGGACGUGGCAUCACGCAUUAGCAGACGGCACCUCAGCACUUCUGUUCCACGAGUCUUUUCUUGCAGGUCUGAACUCUAUUCAAAUGACGAUUAGCAUGGAUCCGGUUAUCAUAACGCCCCAGCAAGCCCUACUGCCACCAUUUGAGGAACUACAUCCCAUGCCAAUAUCGUGGUAUUUCUUCAGCAAGACCAUCCUGAAUACUCUGCUGGCCCCGAUUUAUGCCAUCGCCUCUGAAAAACUGUGGACAGGCAAUCCGGUCCCAGAGGAUGUCACAACACUUCUUAAGCCACGAUUUCUCACGGUUGUACUAUCUAAGGCAAAUACAAGUAUACUAGUUCAAGUAUGCCGGGAAGAGAAGACCAGUGUGACAGCGACCUUGCAAUGUCUUCUAGCCGCUUCGCUCUUCGCCAACCUCCCAGCUGAAGAAUGUAAGAGACUAAGAAUUGAUGGCCCGAUAUCAGCUAGAAGGUUUCUCAACAUUGGAAAGAAACAAAUGACAUCUGCAAUCACGCAAUACGAAUUCUUCCACGAUCGACCUACUUCGACUGGCGGUCCCGCAACCGAUAUCCUCCAAAACUUCUCCUGGGAAACGUCCAGAGCUGUCAAGUCCACCAUUGCUGCCGAAGUAGCGAAAUCCGGAACUGAUAACCCGGUUGCGCUUCUCAAAUACGUCUCUUCCAUGCCGCAGUUUCUCCUUGGCAUGUUAGGCAAGCCGCGCAAGCCCACUGCGGAGUUGUCCAAUGUAGGGAUUUGGCCGAACACGAAGGACGAGAAGAGUAUAUGGAGUGUUGGUAGGAUGGUUUUCAGUCAGUCUCCUAAUGUGGUGGCGAGCGCGUUUGCGCUUAGUGUUGUGACUGGUGGUGAUGGGAAUGCAACGCUCAACUUUUCUUGGCCAGAGGGUGCUGUGGAAGAUGGGCUUAUGCAGGAAGUGGCUAAUUGUGUGAGAGAUAGUGUUGAGAGGCUGGUCAAUCGGGAUGGUUGAUUCUAAUUGCGAUAUUGUGUAUAUUUUGCUCUUUAUCAAUAUUCACGAUCCGAUCCCACUAGAAGAUGCGGUGAGACAAUGUGCGAUGUGCGGACUAGACAGGUGAUCUGGUUUUGCGAGGUUGUCUGUUUUCAACUGUCGAGAACAUUCUCAGAUUGCUAAGUCGGGUAGGCAUAGGAUACAGAAAUAUUGCAAGUAGUUAUUUUCCUUGAAACGGUCAUGUAGAUAGUAUUU